CGAUGUGCUGGGUAAAAACCUGCCAUUCAGUGCUGCCAUUGACGUUUCAAUAAUGAAAUAAUGAAUGAAAUAAUAAAAUUGUGAUAAAACCACAUUGUGAUAACGUUAAAUGUGUAUGUGAUGCAUCGAAUUCGUGCCAAAUCCUUUGAAAUUGUCUAAAACAACCGACUGACAGCUCAUCGAAAUCGCAGCUAACCAUGAUAUGACGUUAGUGUCAAACCGAAAAAAGCAUCAUUUUCAUAAUUACUACUUUACUUUGAAUUUUCUUGGUUAUCACUUAUCAGUGGGAUAGGUCUAUCUUCGUAUUGGGUCCGUAAUGCCCGAAAGCGCAGAUUUUCGCCAUGGACAUAGUCGAGAGCGUGUCAAAACGGACGUUUAGUGGCUCGAGUGGUACUUACAAUGUCCAAGCCUUAGAACUGGCAGCGGCACGCGAAAGGAGCAAACUGAAGGGCUUUAACAUCACCGUGCGUUUUCUCGACGACACUGAGCAUGAGUUUCAUGUGGGGAAACGGUGCAAAGGCAGCGUCAUCAUGGACCAAGUCUACCAGCACCUGGAGCUCGUCGAGAAGGACUACUUCGGACUCCAGUACUCGGAAAAUGGGUGUGCACCCAAUGUCAACAAACCUGAACUCAUGCGUUGGUUAGAUCCGUCCAAACCCAUCAAAAAGCAGCUCAACCACUGCCAAUACCCGUUGUAUUUUAGAGUUAAGUUUUACGUCUCCGAUCCAAGUAAGUUGCAAGAGGAGUAUACCAGAUACCAGUUUUGCCUACAAAUCCGUCGAGAUAUCCUAGAAGGGAGGCUUGUUUUAGCCCCCAGCACUGCCAUUCUCCUAGCCAGUUAUACAGUUCAAGCCGAGUUAGGGGAUUAUCAACCUGAGGAACAUGGGCCCAAUUAUCUAUCCACUAUGCAACUCAUACCAGGACAAUGCGAGGAAAUGGAGAGGAAAAUUGCCGAAUUACAUAAAUUACACAAAGGACAAUCGCCAGCCCAGGCCGAGUUCAACUUCCUCGACCACGCAAAACGAAUUGAAAUGUACGGUGUUGAACUCCACAAAACUCGCGACAACACGAACCGUGAAAUUCAAUUAGGAGUCACCCAUAUGGGUCUUGUCGUCUUUCAAAACAAUAUCAAAAUCAACACGUUUUCCUGGUCGAAAAUUAUGAAAAUUUCAUUUAAACGUAAACAGUUUUUCAUCCAGUUGAUCCGCGAGUUGUCUGAAGAUUAUGACACUUUGCUCGGAUUCAACAUGGAGUCUUAUCGCUCCUCGAAAACUCUGUGGAAAGCCUGCGUUGAACAUCACACUUUUUUCCGAUUGGAUUCACCAAAAGUGAAACGAAAAUUCCCGUUUUCACUGGGCUCGAAAUUCACUUAUUCCGGGCGCACUGAAUUUCAGACUGUUGCUGACGUGAAAAGGAGAGGAAAACUUGAGCGGAAAUUUGUUCGAUCUCCGAGUAAACAACUGGUUCGUCCGGUGCCACCAGUCGAGGAAAAGGGCAAAGGAUUACUAGCCCCCGGCCGCCCUCCGAGGCCCUACGACAACAAAGUCACUUCUUUGGGGGCCAAAGAACCGCGAAAAGCGUGGGCGGACGAUUCGCAAUUGUCUGAUGACGAUGGUGGAUUUCUGGAACGUACUCUAGAAGGACCAUUUUCGCCUGGUCGUGUCUUAAGUUACGUCGAUGAGGAGAUUCCAUCGCCUACUUCGAACGGUUUGUAUGACACUCCUCCCUACAGCGCCAGUCAUUCGCCCACGUCACAAAUCACCGAUGAAACUCUUGUAACCAUCACAUUACAUCCCGAGGACGGAAAAUACGGUUUUAAUGUCAAGGGAGGUACGAGUCGAGAUGUUCCGAUUCUGGUAUCCAGAGUCGCACCAAAUACACCAGCCGAUAAGUGUACCCCUCGUUUAUCCGAAGGAGACCAAGUGAUUCAGAUAAAUGGGGUCGACGUUUCGCAUGCAUUACAUGAAGAUGUUGUUAUGCUAAUACACAAGGCGAGGAGCACCAAUGAUGGAAAGUUGGUAUUAGUGGUCAAACCCAACGUUCUUUAUGCCGGAAUGGAGGAGUUCGAGGAGCCCCCAUACCAAUACGUCCCAGUGGGUGAAUUACAGCGCCCCCCAUCGCCUGAAAACGCCCUCGAACAAAGCAUGCUCUUAUUGGCUGAUGGUCUAGCAAGUGGUGCUCUCAUUGCUCGAUAUGAAAUGCUAUACCGGAAACAUCCCGAUUUAACAUGCGAUGUCUCUCUUGAACCGAAAAAUAUCAACAAGAAUCGUUACAGGGAUAUUUCGCCUUAUGAUUCGACUCGUGUGAUAUUGAAAAAUGCACCCAGUGGUGAUUAUAUCAAUGCCAACUACGUCAAUAUGAAAAUAAACGGUACUGAUAUAGUCAAUAAAUAUAUAGCGACUCAAGGACCACUGCAAUCGACCUGUGAGGACUUCUGGCAGAUGAUUUUGGAAGAAAAAUGUAACUUAAUUGUGAUGUUGACGACAUUAGUUGAACGGGGACGAGCCAAAUGUCAUAAAUAUUGGCCAAAUGUAGGCGAAUGUUUAACGAUGCAAAAUGUGAUAAUUAAAUGCUUGGAUGAAACCACGGACGAGUCCGGAAGCUUUAUUUUCAGAGAUUUUAGUCUAACUGACGUUAAAAACAACACUGAGUGGAGCUUGAAACACAUCCAAUACGUGGCGUGGCCGGACCACGGGGUCCCUGAUUCUCCCGCUCUCUUUCUAAGUUUCACUGAAAAAGUCCGAGAGGCGAGAAAAGGCGACGACGCCCCCGUGGUGGUCCAUUGCAGUGCGGGGAUUGGUCGCACAGGAGUUCUAGUUCUGAUGGAGACGGCUUUGUGCUUAAUUGAGGCCGGGGAGCCGGUGUACCCCCUCGAAAUCGUCAAAACGAUGAGAGAGCAACGAGCAAUGAUGAUACAAAAUGCUAGUCAGUAUCGAUUCGUUUGCGAAAGCGUCCACACGGCGUACUUGCAAACAAUCGAUGACACGCAAGAAGCGAAGCUUUUCAGAUGAGGUUUUUUCGUGUAGGACAGCCAGGGUGUUCAACUAAUCCGUCGUGAAGUCUUGUGAUUUUUUUUUCAUAGCCGGCGGUGCCUUCAGGCAAUUAACGAUACUCACAUCACGAUUUAUUUGAAUCGUUUUUGUUUUUAUUUUCAUUCGCUGCAAUAGUUUUGAUUUUUCCUUGUUUUUUGGGGGAUUGUUAGUGCUUGUGGUUAUUAGGCAGUUAUUAAUCGUACUAAGAUGAAGACAUUAAAGGCUGAUUUUUUCUAUGUAUAUUAAUAUUGUGGAAAUUAGACUGUCCUGUAUUAGACGAAUUGUAAAGGAUAGAAAAAUUUUUGAAGAGUGUUCGUGUUCAUCACUUUAAAAAACUGUGUUUGUUUUCUUUAACAAGUAACGAAAUUUUUAUAAAAAAAGUACAAAAAACAUUUGUAUUUAUUUUCAUGUAGGUUUUUUUAUUUUAUCAAUUAUUACAAAAGGAUUCCUUAUAUUUAAUCUAUAGACAUAAUGUAAUUAUGUAAUUUUUAAAAAUUUACAAAAAUUAAUAUAUUUGUCAAUUUAA
Messenger RNA from Tribolium madens (black flour beetle), 3558 nucleotides. It is a transcript of the gene Ptpmeg, whose product is annotated as tyrosine-protein phosphatase non-receptor type 4. The record is from RefSeq and is a predicted model, not a curated record. Gene Ontology annotation, molecular function: protein binding; protein tyrosine phosphatase activity. NCBI's taxonomy places the organism in Eukaryota, Metazoa, Arthropoda, Insecta, Coleoptera, Tenebrionidae. Gene Ontology annotation, biological process: protein dephosphorylation. The transcript has 11 exons. Bases 342 to 3011 code for a protein of 889 amino acids. Gene Ontology annotation, cellular component: cytoskeleton.